Molecule: messenger RNA, 1617 nt
Organism: Pyrus x bretschneideri (Chinese white pear)
Lineage: Eukaryota; Viridiplantae; Streptophyta; Magnoliopsida; Rosales; Rosaceae
Exons: 6
Coding region: 199-1395 (398 amino acids)
Biological process (GO): endoplasmic reticulum tubular network organization
Cellular component (GO): endoplasmic reticulum tubular network
Source: RefSeq, a predicted model, not a curated record
GAUACUCUCUCUCUCCAUCCUCUCCCUCUCUCUCUCCCUCCAUCGAUCAGAGCUCUGCGUUGCCCUCACGGACUUCUCUUCUUUUUGUCGAUUUCCAUCAUUACCCCCAACAUCCAGAAAGUUCGAAUCGAUUCAACCUUCUCUCGAUCCGCCAUCGCCAUUUUCAAGAAAGAGAUAGAGAACCGCAAAAUUGGUGUAAUGGCGGAGGAUAAAGCCGUAGGAGGAGAAGGCGACAAGAAGGACGCCGCGGCUGCGGCGGCGGCGCCUGCGGUUGCGAAGAAGAAGCGGCAGGGAAUUUUCUCUAGAAUGUUCAGUGGGAUCUUCCGAUUACACCGCGACGAUUUCGAGAAGCGGCUUCAGUACAUUUCGAAAGAGGAAGCCACUGUCCUCGCUAGAAUGCAGAGGCGGACCAUUACUUGGAGGCGCAUGACUAGACAUCUCAUUCUCUUCUCCGUCUUCUUUGAGGUUAUUGCAAUUGUUUAUGCUAUAGUAACGACGAGAGCGACGGAUUUAGAUUGGAAGAUGAGGACAUUUCGUAUUCUGCCCAUGUUUCUUUUGCCUGCUAUAUCUUCUGUUUCAUAUUCAGCAUUUGCGAGCUUCACAAGGAUGCGUGAUCGCAAGGACACCAAAACCCUGGAAAGGCUUCGAGCUGAAAGGCAAGCAAAAAUUGAUGAACUUAAAGAGAGGACAAACUAUUACACUACUCAACAACUUAUUCAGAGAUAUGAUCCUGACCCAGCAGCAAAGGCAGCUGCUGCAACUGUCCUGGCGUCUAAGUUGGGUACAGAUUCAGGUAUGAAAUUUUAUGUGGGAGAUGAAUCUAAGGGUAAUGCCUCAACAGGGAAAAGCCAUGAUGCUGAACUUGUCCACUCUGGUGAACUUCGAAACCGUAAACCAGUACACACCAGAUCGAAUAGUACUGGGAGUGUCCCGCUGAAUCCUCUUGAAGAAGAGACACCUCGUUCUGCAAGGUCUGACGGUCAGACUUCCGAGUAUAAUCAGCUAGUCGUUAGUCAUCAUAAUCCUCAAGGACCAUCUCCACAGGAUGGAGGAUGGAUUGCUCGGAUUGCAGCAUUACUUGUGGGUGAGGAUCCAACACAGUCUUAUGCACUCAUAUGCGGCAACUGUCAUAUGCACAACGGGCUUGCUAAGAAGGAAGAUUUCCCUUACAUCACUUAUUUUUGCCCGCACUGCCACGCCUUAAAUCAGCCAAAACAUUUGGAAGGGCAUACUUCUGGUUCUAACACCCCUAUGACCCCAACAAAGCUAGCCAGUGAUUCUCUGGACGACAGUGCAAUCUCAAGUGUCAGCCGGGUCAGAGCUGGUUCAGAGAUUGAGGAAGCAACUGAAAGGCCUGCAUUGGCCGAUACAAUUAGUGUAGAAAAACAUGAGUAGGGUUAAGAUGUUCGUUUGUUCGAUUCCUUUGCUUGUACGUAUGGGGCUCAUAUUCUGCUGGAUGGAUUUGUGUGUUAUAUAUGCUUGGUCGUGUUACUCAAUGUACAAGAAAAUGUUACAGAUGCCUUACCGAGAAACUUUCCGGGCUUAAUGGUGAUAGAAUAUGCAGAUUGGUUGUAAUUUCGGGGCUUUAUGAUCAUAGAAUACGCGGGUUGAUUGUAA